UGUAGCCACCAGGUAUGUCAGUUAUUUUCACCAGUUGGAACAAACUGCCUAAUCCGAUGACAGAUAUCAUUUUUUUCAGUUCUUAUCACCAUGUACCGUACCAUUCGCGCGCGCACGUUAACAUUAACGUUUAGAGUGCUAGCGCAACCAUCGACGUCGACAUAAAUUAUGACCGCAGCGCGGGAAUCUGGCAUCAAACGUGCACGCUCUGAGUCACCACCUUUCACCAGACCACACAAGCCUCGAGCUCUGUUUCGCCGCCUCAAGAUCCCCGACAACCCAAAUGACCCUCCCGAAUUUUGUAUUCCUCCUCCAUCUUCAUGCCUCGUGUAUAUGUCCUGAUCAUGAUCUCCACAGCUGCCGAAUAUCUUGCAUUGCUUGCAGUCCAGGCUGAGCUCGAGCCGAACGAAUCAUCCGGCGCGAAGGAUAACGUUCUCGAGGUGUCGGCAGACUUUAUCAUUAAUCUCAUUGAGGCUCGAUGGAAGGCGGAGAAAGAACGGUGUGAUGCAGAAUGUAAGGCUCAGUUGCUCGAGAUGAAAAAUUUACCUCGAGUUAGUUAAAAAGUACUUAUCAUACACCGAGAACAAUGUUACUAGUCUGCUGAAGUCAAUCCUCAAAAACUGCACGAGCGAGAUUUC
Messenger RNA from Suillus clintonianus, 638 nucleotides. RefSeq lists its product as uncharacterized. The record is from RefSeq and is a predicted model, not a curated record. The annotation marks the transcript as partial. Lineage: Eukaryota; Fungi; Basidiomycota; Agaricomycetes; Boletales; Suillaceae. The transcript has 2 exons.